UUUCCCUCCUCUCCCUCCGGCGAGGUUCAAUCGGUAAUAGAGAAAUGAGAGGACUGUCGCCGUCUGGAAUCAGAAGAUCGCUCUCAGCGCUGAGGAGUACGAGACGGCGAGAUUUUCAGCAUUCAAUUCUGUGUUGUUCUUUCUGUACUGGCGAUGAUAAUUACGACGGUAGGAUCGGCGAUGGAACGCAGACCUCGAAGGUUAAGGUUUUUGAUCGUGAUCUUAAGCGUAAACAGGUUUGUAGAGGAGUAUUUGGAGAUAUUUGGAGAAAGUAUGGUGAAAUUGUGAAGAUAAUUUGUAAUGUUCAUCUGUUCAAAGGGAAAUUCUGGGAGUAUGAUUGUUUUUCGCGAUGGGGAUUGACAAUUCACUGUUUCAUAUGUUCAGUUGAAAAGCUGAUCAUGAUGGAUGCAUCACAUGACAUGAUAAUGUCAUGCAAAGAUGAUACAGGUGCACACGAUCAGGACGUUGAAACGUCUUUUAUUAUCGGUGACGAAGAGUUUCUACCGAUACAAGAAAGUUCAGUAGAUCUAAUUGUAAGUUGCUUGGGUCUUCACUGGACAAAUGAUCUUCCUGGAGCCAUGAUUCAGAGUAGAUUGGCACUGAAGCCAGAUGGGCUAUUUUUAGCAGCUAUCUUUGGAGGAGAAACCUUAAGGGAACUGAGAAUUGCAUGUACUCUUGCACACAUGGAGCGUGAAGGAGGCAUCAGUCCACGAGUAUCACCAUUGGCACAAGUGAGAGAUGCAGGCAACCUUUUGACAAGAGCUGGUUUUACCUUGCCUGGUGUUGACGUUGAUGAGUAUGUCGUUCGCUAUCCAAGUGCACUGGAGUUGGUGGAACACUUGCGUGCAAUGGGCGAAACAAAUGCUCUUCUACAAAGGAAUCCUAUCCUGAAGAGAGAAACAGCCCUUGCAACAGCAGCUAUUUACGAUUCCAUGUUUGCUGCAGAAGAUGGAACCAUUCCUGCAACUUUCCAGGUGAUCUACAUGACAGGAUGGAAGGAACAUUCUUCUCAACAGAAGGCCAAAAGAAGGGGAUCUGCAACCAUCUCCUUCAGUGACAUCAAAAAACAAUUUGGAAACGACCAUUGAUGUUUGUCUCUCUAUUUUGGCGGAGUACAAUAAAACACGGAGCGGAGUCUAGAGAUUUGAACCUCCGAUCUAAAGAAAAUUAGUCUCUACGGCUGAAUUAUAUUUAUAUUGAUAGUUUUGAUGGACAAAAAAAAAAAUUGGAUUUGGUUGAAUUUUUGGAAAAUGGA
This is a messenger RNA of Cucurbita pepo subsp. pepo (vegetable marrow), 1255 nucleotides long. The record is from RefSeq and is a predicted model, not a curated record. NCBI's taxonomy places the organism in Eukaryota, Viridiplantae, Streptophyta, Magnoliopsida, Cucurbitales, Cucurbitaceae.